Messenger RNA from Colletotrichum truncatum, 7629 nucleotides. Lineage: Eukaryota; Fungi; Ascomycota; Sordariomycetes; Glomerellales; Glomerellaceae. The record is from RefSeq and is a predicted model, not a curated record.
AUGCCCUUCAUCCAAGAAUCCACCGCUCGUGCAGAUGCCACGAGCCAACCAAUUGCCAUUAUCGGCAUUGGCCUAAGAGCACCGGGAGAUGCAUCUGAUCCAGAGAAGUUUUGGCAGAUGCUUCUGGAUGCCCGCUCUGCGCGAUCCGAAAUCCCCAAGGAUCGUUACAACGUUGAUGGUUUCUACCAUCCCGACCCAGAAAGGCUGGGCAGCAUUCAACCUAGGCAAGUUUCUCAAAGCUCAAUUCAAGACUUCAAGGUCUUCGAUGCCCCUUUCUUCUCCGUCACACCAAAAGAAGCCAAGGCUAUGGACCCCACACAUCGCAUGCUGUUGGAAGCUACCUACGAAGGUUUUGAGAACGCUGGGUUAAGACUGGAAGAUGUCUCCGGAACACAAACUUCAUGCUAUAUUGGUACCUUUACUGGCGACUUCCCAAACCUGCAAGCUCGUGAUAACGAGGGACCCUCCAUCUACCACGCUACCGGCCUUUCAUCAUCUUUGGCCUCAAAUAGACUGUCAUGGUUUUACAACCUCAGAGGUCCUUCUAUGACUAUUGACACUGCGUGCUCGUCAAGUUUGACAGCUUUUCACCUCGCUUGCCAAAGCAUUCGCACAGGAGAGGCAGAAAUGAGUGUUGUUGCUGGCGCCAACCUCAUGUUUGGCCCUGACAUGUCCAUCCUCCUGGGUGCCGCCAAGAUUCUGUCGCCCGAGGGCAAGUCCAAGAUGUGGGACGCAAACGCCAACGGCUUUUCUCGCGGAGAGGGCUUUGGAGUUACAAUUUUGAAGCCUCUCGAUGCAGCGCUCCGUGAUGGCGAUACCGUACGUGCCGUCGUGCUGGCCUCGGCGGCCAACGAGGAUGGCAGAACUCCCGGUAUCUCUCUGCCUAACAGCGAAGCCCAACAGGCUCUUAUCCGAACGGCCUACCGCAAUGCGGGUGUUGAUCCGGCGGAGACUGGUUAUGUUGAGGCCCAUGGCACAGGUACCCAGGCUGGUGACCCGUUGGAGGCACGCGCUAUUCUCACAACCAUCGGUGACCAACCCGGACGUAAGUCUGAUUUGUAUGUUGGUUCGGUCAAGACGAACAUUGGCCAUCUGGAGGGUGCUGCCGGUGUCGCUGGUGUAAUUAAAGCCGCUCUCGCCGUCGAGAGAGGCCUCAUUCCCCAGAACCUUUGGUUCGAAGAACUUAACCCUCAAAUUGACCUUCCCGAGAAUGUCAGAAUUCCUCAAACUUUGACGGUUUGGCCACACAGCGGCCCCCGGCGAGCUAGCAUUAACUCCUUCGGCUUUGGAGGAGCAAACGCCCACGUUAUUCUCGAGGAUGCAGCAUCUUACCUAUUCCGCCAUGGUCUUCCUGGACGCCAUGCGACUGUGUCUCGUCCACUUCUCCCCAAGUCAACCGUCUCGGAAGACGGCACGGGUAGCACUGCCAGUGAGACCGAGCCAAUUCCAAAGCUCAUUGUGCUUUCUUCCAACGAUCAGGAGGGCGUCAAGCGCAAUGUGGAGCGUCUGCAGUCCUAUCUGGAGACUAAGACAUCGACCUCAUCCUCUUACAUGAGCGACCUUGCUUACACCAUGUCCUCCAAGAGAACUGCGCUGCCCUGGAAAUCUUUCGCCAUUGCAUCUGACGUUGCUGGUCUCGAAAUUAGCUUGGACUCAAUUCCUGCUGUCGUACGUUCGUCCAACUCAUCAAUCCCGAGAGUUGCAUUCGUCUUCACUGGCCAAGGUGCUCAAUACUUCAAAAUGGGCAAGGAUCUCUCCGCAUACAAGACCUUCAGGGACAGCAUGCUCCGCUCAGAGUCUAUUUUGAAGACUCUUGGUUGCACGUGGAACUUAACUGAAGAACUGGACCGCUCCGAGUCAGAGUGCAACCUGCGCCGCACGGAAUACAGCCAGCCAGCUUGUACUGCACUUCAGGUUGCCCUUGUUGAUUUGAUGAAGUCAUGGGCCGUUCAGCCUUCUGCGGUUGUAGGCCAUUCCAGCGGUGAAAUUGCCGCUGCCUACGCUGCCGGAUAUAUCGAUCACGAAGCCGCCGUUAAGAUUGCAUGGCUCAGAGGCCAAGUUUCCCAGACUGUUUCAAAAAACGGUGGUAUGUUGGCUGUCUCUGCUAGUGCGGACAGCAUCACAGAACAUCUCCAGUCUCUCAAGCUCGGCAAGGCCAUUGUGGGCUGCUUCAACAGUCCCAAGGCAUGCACUGUCUCUGGUGACAGCGCAGCGAUAGAUGAGUUACUGGAGGUUCUCAAGGAAGCGCAGAUCCCCUGCACACGCCUAUCAAUGGACGUCGCCUACCACUCCUUCCACAUGGAAACUGCGAGAGAACAUUACGAAUCUGCCCUGGCGGGUAUUCCUCAUGGAUCUGCCGACAUCCCUAUGUUCUCUUCUGUUACCGGAAAGUUAGUUGAGCCUGAGCAGAUGAACCCCUCUUACUGGGUUGAUAACUUGGUCUCUCCAGUCAACUUUGUCGGUGCGGUCCGGUCGCUUUUGAACCAUACCCUAGGCAAAGUUCGCUCUCAUGACCGAACCGCCUUUGCCAGCGCUUUUGUCGAGCUUGGCCCUCACUCUGCCCUGAGAAGCUACCUCCUCGACACCUUUGCCGUUGAGGACCGCUUUACCGACCUCUCUUAUAUGACCGUUCUCAGACGCAAGUUUAAUGGCGUCAACACUGCUCUGGAAGCUGCAGGUCAACUUUGGACAAAGGGUUGUGUCAUUGACGUCAACCGCGUCAACGAGAUUGGUGACAGCCCUAACAUGCUUGUUGACCUACCACCUUAUGCUUGGAACCACACCCGUACUUUCUGGGAUGAAUCAUACCUCAGCCGUGAGUACAGACUGAGAGAGAAGCCUCGUACUGAUCUGCUUGGUUACCGCAUUCCCGGUACGCCGGAUCCAACUUGGCGCAACUUCCUCCGCUGCAAUGAAAACCCUUGGAUCCGCGAACACAAGGUCCAGGGCGACAUUCUCUAUCCCGGUGCUGGUAUCAUCGUCAUGGCUAUCGAGGCAGCCCGCCAACUUGCUGAAGAGAAUGCGACUGAGGAGGUCUUCGGAUACGAGCUCCGUGAUGUCGCCAUUGACACUGCUCUGAGAGUGCCAGAUACCGAUAAGGGUAUUGAAGUCAUGAUCCAGUUGCACCCUCGCCGCACUGGCACCAAGGCCGGGCCUUCUGCUACUUUGAAUGAGUUCUCUGUCUCUUCUUGGUCGGAGGAGACUAAGGAAUGGACAGCCCAUGCCCGUGGCCUUGUUUCUGUCACAUACAAAUCGUCUCUUUCCCCGGCCAUGCAGCGCGAGCUAGUUCUGGAGAACGAAUCCUACGCAAAGUCAUUUGCCAACGCUAAGGAGCUGUGCCAGAAGCCUGCCAGAAGCUUCCUCUACGACACUGUGGAGACCAUUGGCAUGCAAUAUGGUCCAACUUUCCGUAACAUGACCGAGCUGUUCGCUGGACCGAACUGCAGUUACGGAAUCAUCAGCGUCCCAGACACGAAAGCCGUCAUGCCCAAGGGCUUUGAGUAUCCUUCCGUGGUUCAUCCGGCCACCCUCGACUCCGUCCUCCACUUGCUUUUCCCUUCUAUCAGCGGCGAGGACCAGUCACUUAAUGAGGCCGUCGUUCCAUUCUCUUUUGACCGCAUCUUCGUGUCGGCAAAGCUUCCUUCGGUUCCCGGAACCAAGCUGCACGGAUGCUCCACAGCCCAGAAGACCAGCUAUACCACAUGGAAGUCGUCCAUCACAAUUUCGGAGGACCUUGCUGAGCUCAUGAUAAUUAUGGAUGGCGUUUCGUUGGCUUCUGUCGGAGAGGGUGAAGCACAGCAAGCUCAGGAGACUCGAGCAUCUUGCUUUGGUCAAGCCUGGCACGAGGAUGCCGACCUGCUCGAAUCGUCCCAGAUCAAGGAGCUUGUUUACAAGCGCACAUUGAAGAGCAAGGACGACGACUCCGUCCUUGACAAGCUUGAAUAUGUUUGUCUUGUUUACAUCUACCGUUGCCUUGCUUGGCUCGAGACCGAAGAAGGCAAGGCCCAUGCGCCUCAGGAUGGAUUUUGGAAACUUUACGUCGACUGGAUGCACGACACUAUCAAGCAGUUCCCCCCACUCCCUGAGAACGAGGCUGAGAUUGAGGCUGAAAUGGAAGCCUGUCGCCAGAGAAUUGUUCUCUCCGACAGUGGCGAUAUUACAGUUCAUAUGGUUGAUCGUAUCGGUCAAAACUUGGGCCGCAUCUUCACCCGUGAGGUUGAGCCUUUGCAGGUUAUGACUGAGGGUGACCUCCUAUACACCUUCUACAGAGGCGCUUUCGGUACCAGCUUCAACACCAACGUCGCGGAGUACGUUGGCUUGAUUGCUGACAAGAGCCCUGGAGUCAAAAUCCUGGAGAUUGGUGCUGGUACGGGUGGUACUACCUACCAUGUCCUUGAGCGCCUCCGCAACGCCGACGGUACCUCUAAGGCGGCAAAGUACUGCUUCACUGAUAUUUCCCCCGGUUUCCUUUCCAAGGCUGCUGAUCGUUUCUCUACCGAUGCUUCCAUCAUGGAGUUUACGACUUUGAACAUUGAGAACGAGCCUACCGAGCAGGGAUUCGAGCCCGAGAGCUACGACCUGAUUGUCUGUGCCAACGUCUUGCACGCUACGAAGAGUAUCCAGGAGACUUUGACUCACUGCAAGUCUCUUCUUAAGCCAGGUGGUCGCCUUGUUCUUUCCGAGGUUACCAUUAAGCGCAUCUUCAGUGGCUUCAUCAUGGGUCCCCUGCCUGGAUGGUGGCUGGGCGAGGAUGAUGGCCGCACGGGCGGUCCUCUCCUGGAUGUCGAUGAGUGGAAUGCCGCCCUGAAUCUGGCCGGAUUUUCUGGUGUUGAUGUGGAUAUCCGAGGAGACCGUGAAGCGUCCAAGGAACCCGUCUCGCUCAUCAUCUCGACCAAGCCUGCGAGAGAGGUACCCGGCCCCUCGGAAUUCGUUGUCAUCUCCACUGGUACUGAAAGCUCCGACAAACUCGCCCAAUCCAUUCAGGGGCAAUUCUCUGGUCUUGCCCAUCAGACUUCUAUCGUGCAAUGGAAAGACGUUUCCGAGGCCACCGUCAGUGGCAAGUAUUGCCUCUGCUUGGCAGAGUGGGAGACACCUGUUCUUGCAACACUGAGCGAUGAGAACUGGGAAAAGCUACGCCAAGUUAUCCUGAGCUCUGCUGGUACUCUAUGGAUAACAGGAGGAGCCGCUAUGGAGUGCUCUGAUCCGAUGAAGUCGCUAAUGGUCGGCCUUUCAAGAGCUAUCCGCAAUGAAGACGCCGGCGUCCGCCUUGCCACUCUUGAUAUUGAGACUCCUGGCAACGUUAACUUUGAAAUGGCUGCAAAGAACAUCCUCAAGGUCGCAUCAGGUCAUAUUCGCAGUGACGGUUUUGACGGCGAAUAUGCCGCUCGCGACCGCACCGUCUACGUGCCCCGUGUCGAGCGGACCCUUAACGUCGACAGUUCCCUCCGCAAGUACGAGGCAAAGGGCCAGCCUGAGCUUGUCCCAUUCAAGGCUUGCGGGCGUCCUCUCAAGCUCACAAUCAAGACUCCUGGUCUUCUAGACACUUUCAGGUGGGAAGAGGACGAGACAUAUUACAAGCCUAUGCCCGAGGAUUGGAUUGAGAUCGAGGUCAAGGCCGUUGGCCUCAAUUUCAAGGAUGUUCUUGUUGCACUGGGCAAUCUUGCGGAGAACAAACUCGGUGUCGAUGCCUCUGGUAUUGUUACUCGCGUAGGAUCUGCUGUCACUGACUUUAAGCCUGGCGAUCGCGUCAUGACUGCUUCUUGCGACACUUUUGCUUCUUUCGUUCGAUUCCCUGCCAAGGGAGCCAUUCCUGUACCCGAGGGAAUGAGCUUUGAGGAGGCCGCAUCUAUGCCUCUGAUUUUCCUCACAGCGUACUACUCUCUGGUCACUGCCGGAGCAUUGGUCAAGGGCGAGACGAUCUUGAUCCAUGCCGCCGCUGGAGGUGUUGGUCAAGCCGCAAUUAUGAUCGCCCAGCAGAAGGGAGCAGAGAUUUUCGCUACUGUCGGUUCUGACGAAAAGAAGGAGCUGAUUAUGCAGCAAUACGGCAUCCCUGAGGACCACAUUUUCAGCAGUCGUGACACCAGCUUCGCAAAGGCCAUCAUGCGCGCCACUAACGGGCAGGGUGUUGAUGUUGUGCUCAACUCCCUGGCAGGUGAAGCCCUCCGACUGUCUUGGCACUGCCUUGCCAAGUUUGGUCGUUUCCUUGAGAUUGGUAAGGCCGAUCUCUUCGCUAACACCGGCCUUGAUAUGAAGCCGUUCCUUGACAACAAGAGCUACAUUGGUGUCAAUCUCCUUGACUUCGAAAACAACCCCACGCCUCGCGCCGUCGCUCUCUGGGAGGACACUGCCAAGCUUAUCCAUAAUGGCUCGGUCAAACCUAUUGCACCUAUUCAGCUUUUCAGCAUGUCUGAGGUUGAGAAGGCCUUCCGCCACAUGCAGGCUGGUAAGCACAUGGGCAAGGUUGUCGUGCGGGUUGACGACGCGGACAUGGUUCCUGCCGUGCCGCGCAUGCCCCGUGUCGACAUCCAACCUGAUGCGACUUACGUAGUUGCCGGUGUUGGAGGAAUCUGCAAAGAGAUUGGUCGCUGGCUGGCCGAGAAGGGCGCAAAGCAUCUAGUCUUGUUGUCGCGCUCUGCUGCCAGUGGCGAGGAAAACAAAGCCUUUGCAGGCGAGCUGCAGAGCACCUACAAUGUCAACACCUACGCCUACGACUGUGACGUUGGUAACAAAGCUGCUCUUCAAAAUGUCUUGGACAACUUGAGGUCCAAGAACGUACCCGAGGUUAAAGGAUGCGUCACCGGAGCCAUGGUUCUUCGGGACACUCUCUUUGAUAAAAUGACGGCUGACCACGUCCGAAUCACUGUUGGCCCCAAGGUACACGGAACCUGGAACCUCCACGAACUUUUGCCUAAGGAUCUCGACUUUUUCGUCAUGCUCAGUUCCCUGGCAGGAGUAAUGGGCCACCGUGGACAGGGCAACUACGGCUGCGGCAACAUCUUCCAGGACUACUUCGCCUCCUACCGCCGCAGCCAGGGCCUGCGUGCCAUGACCAUUGAUAUUGGCUACCUUCUCAGUGUAGGUUUUGUUGCCGAACACGAUGAGUACGUUGACCACGUCAAGGCAAUGGGCCUGAAGGUCAUGCACAAGAGCGACCUGCACGGCCUCAUGGCUACUGCCCUUGAGGGUACCGAUGCCCAUCCGCCACAGGUCAUGUGCGGUCUUCCGUACAAUGAGCACGAUGACGCCUGGUACUGGAUUCAAGAUCAGCGUUUCGCUGGUCUGCGGAAGACAGCUGCUGGAUCUCAAGCCGGCGGCUCGGCUUCAGUCUCUCUUCGCGACGAGCUGGUCCGUUGCGGAAAGGCGGACGAUGAGGCUGUUCACCUGAUUACCUCUGCUCUAGUGCAGCGUCUAGCAAAGCUGAUGAUGAUGCCUGAAGAUGAUGUUGACGCAGGCAAGCCAUUGAGUGCUUACGGUGUUGACAGUUUGGUGGCUGUUGAGGUGCGCAAUUGGAUUGCAAAGGAGGUUGCGGUCGAGGUCAGUGUGUUUGAUAUCAUGGCGACUAUUCCCAUGAGACAACUUGCUGCCGAUUUGGCAGGUAAGAGCAAACUGUUGGUUCAGGAAGCGGCAUGA